This is a messenger RNA of Rhizophagus irregularis DAOM 181602=DAOM 197198, 525 nucleotides long. The record is from RefSeq and is a predicted model, not a curated record. Lineage: Eukaryota; Fungi; Glomeromycota; Glomeromycetes; Glomerales; Glomeraceae.
AUGUCAUCUGAACUUGAAUCAUUGAAACAGUGUAUCACUGAAUUUGAGGCUAAGAACGUCAAGCUUGAGGCUGAGAAUGCAGAGCUUAGGAAGGAGAAUACUGAAAUCUUUUAUCUUAGAAACAAGCUCUCAGUGUCUGAUGCUGAAAUAGCUGAACUUAAGCACAGGAAUACUGAGUUUCUAAGAGUGAAUAAGAAAUAUAAUGAGAGGCGUGAUGCCAAGGUAAAUAAAUUAGAGCAGAAAAAUAAGGAGCUUGAGACCAGACUUGCGAUAGUGGAACAGGCUUCCUUACCAGUGAAAGAGCAGUCGUAUAAUGAUAAUCCUUCUAAUGAUAGUACAUCUAACUUUAAUUCAGUUGCGGAGUAUCAUGAGAAACCAUUGGUGGAUGUGAAAACAGAUAAUUCCUUUCCUGAAGAGAAAGAGAUGGAUAAUUUCUUUCUUGAGGCUCAUAAGAAAAUCAUUAGUAGUGAAAUAAAGCAACUAGAGCUCCGAACAGGUCAGCCAAAUUCAGGUAACCUGACCUGA